AUGGCGACCAUAUCGAGCUCGCGAACACAAGUGCGACGGCUAGAGUCUCAGCUUGCAGAGCUGCUCUCGGAGUACUCCUCUUUUGCCACCUCUCACGCCAUAGCAGCCUCCGAAGACGAGGUACGGAUUGGACGGGAUAUCGAGCAGGUAAUUGAGAAGACCGCCGACUCCCUGGAGUCGUUCGAACGUCUGCUGGAUUCCACCCCUAACGCCACAGCAACACAAACAGGCCAGUUGCAACGCCACAGAGAGACUCUCGCAGAGCACAGAUCGCAAUACAAGAAGAUCAACGCUGGAAUCAAGCAGGAACGAGACCGGGCCAACUUGCUGUCGUCGGUGCGGUCGGAUAUCGAGGGACACAGAAACCGAAGUGCUACUCCCCAGGCCGAGGAGGAGUACAUGUUACACGAGCGAGGCCGGGUGGACAACUCAAAUAACAUGACCGAUACUCUGCUUGCUCAAGCGUAUGCGACUCGAGAGGAGCUGCUGACCCAGCGGGCGAGUUUGGCCAACAUCCAGCGUCGGCUGUUUAACACGGCUAGCAGCAUUCCAGGCAUUAACACGGUCAUUUCCAAGAUUAACACCCGGAAGAAGCGAGACAGUUUGAUUCUGGCGGUUAUUAUCACCCUGGGUAUUUUGUUCAUUCUCUUCCUGAGAUAG
Messenger RNA from Yarrowia lipolytica CLIB122, 660 nucleotides. RefSeq lists its product as uncharacterized. Gene Ontology annotation, cellular component: Golgi membrane; Golgi medial cisterna; cis-Golgi network. The record is from RefSeq and is a predicted model, not a curated record. Gene Ontology annotation, biological process: vesicle fusion; endoplasmic reticulum to Golgi vesicle-mediated transport. Gene Ontology annotation, molecular function: SNAP receptor activity. Lineage: Eukaryota; Fungi; Ascomycota; Dipodascomycetes; Dipodascales.